AAAAAACCUAUUAAAAAACCCCCAGAGAUUCUUCUUCGAGGCAUGCCACCUCUCUGGGUCCCAAGACCCUUCAUUAAGGUAGGCCCUCGAUAGAACAGAGGGCCACUCCUGCGAGGCGGGGGAACCUCGCAGCCGUAAGAGCUCAAGCGCCGAGUAACUCAUAGUAAGUUCAGGUAGCAACGGAAGAGAAGGGUAUCCCGAGCCAGGAGUUCACUACAGGUGUAAUAAAACCGACCCCCUGUCCGUAUAAGAUGUUUUCAAACGGGGAUCAAACUGUCCGAAGUCCGCUGAUGGAAUUAGCGGACCGGUACACCGCUGCCAGGCGAACACCAUAAGGAACGACCAUGUUUAAAGUUAACUACGUCAGACAGUUAACAAUCAUGUCUGCAAUGCCGCUGAUGACAGAAAUAGCGGCCAUUAUCGUUAACUUAAGUCAGCCAUAAAACUAGGCCUUUAAGGCCUGGGAUGGUAAAAGGCCGUCCAAAGUCGUUCACAGUCAGAUGAUACUCCCGCUGAUGUCCUUCGCGGUGAGGUGAACGCCGAGAGCCAAAAAACCGUCCAAGCCGCCAAGCCCUGCCGAUGUCGGGGCCAAUGUCUAAGCCAGUGUCCAGGCUCAAGACAGAGCCAAUGUCCAGGCUCAUGACCAGGUCGAUGGUAUUAGAUCUCAAAUCCAGCGGAAAAAUUCCAGCCGCCGAUGGUACUUGCGGCAAAACGACAAUCUGGCAAUCCGGCAAUCCGGGAGGCCGACAGGCCGGAAAUCAGCAGGCCGGCAGGCCCGCAAGCCAGCAGGGCUGGCAAGGCCGGCUGUCCAUCUCCGGGGAGCGCCAAACCGCACCCCCCCGAAAUGAGCGCCACUGUCCCUUUCCCGCGAGCCGGCAAGCCCACAGGCCCGCAAGUCAGCAGUCCGGCCAGCCAGCAGAUCGAAAAGCCAGCUGGCCGCCAAAUCUUCAGGGAGCGCCGUUCCGCACCCCCCAAGAUGGCCACUGCCGUCCGCUGCCCAGUCAUGCCUCCCGAAUCAUCCACGCCGAAAACCAACAGGCCGGCAGGCCCGCAAGCCAGCGGGGCCGGCAAGGCCGGCUGUCCAUCACCGGGGAGCGCCAGACCGCACCCCCCGAAAUGAACAGAAGUUGUUCUUCUGUAGCUCAAAACAUCAUCGACCACUUAUUAUGUGACCCUGGACCAAUUCUAUCCUUGGCAUGUCAACCCUUAGGAAAGGUUCCUUCUAUUUGUCAAGUGUUUAUGAACACCGUGUUUGCAGACAACUUCAUCUUUGUUGUGCUUUCUUACAGCAUGGUGAUUCUCACACGGAUGUAAAAAUCUAGCCAAGAGAGCCGAAGGAACACUUUCGCCACCAUCUUGUUCCACCUAGUGGUGGUCACUUUUCUAUGGGUCAGUUAGCAGGGGUUUACUUAACUUCUGGAGAAGAAAGUCAAUCAGGUAUCAACAAAUUAGCAACCAUCUACACCGGCUUUGCUGUCUGAGGAAUUCUGGGAGUUGAAGUCCACAAGUCUUAAAGUUGUCAAGGUUGGAGACCCCUGGUC
Ahaetulla prasina is the source of this 1541-nucleotide messenger RNA. RefSeq lists its product as uncharacterized. NCBI's taxonomy places the organism in Eukaryota, Metazoa, Chordata, Lepidosauria, Squamata, Colubridae. The transcript has a single exon. The coding region runs from base 580 to 1314 and encodes 244 amino acids. The record is from RefSeq and is a predicted model, not a curated record.